CCCGACGCACGCUUGGACUCCUGGGAAUUGUAGUACAAACCGACUCAGGGUGGAAAGCAUGGCGGUGACCAAGGAGCUCUUACAGAUGGACCUGUACGCGCUGCUAGGGAUCGAAGAGAAGGCGGCGGACAAAGAGGUGAAGAAGGCGUACCGGCAGAAGGCCCUCUCCUGCCACCCCGACAAAAACCCGGAUAAUCCCCGCGCAGCCGAACUCUUUCACCAGCUCUCCCAGGCCUUGGAGGUGCUGACCGAUGCUGCAGCCAGGGCUGCCUAUGACAAGGUCCGGAAAGCCAAGAAGCAGGCAGCAGAGAGGACCCAGAAACUCGAUGAGAGGAGGAAGAAGGUGAAGCUGGACCUGGAGGCCCGGGAGCGGCAGGCCCAGGCCCACGGCAGUGAGGAGGAGGAGGAGGAGAAGCGCAGCACCCGCACGCUGGAGCAGGAGAUCGAACGCCUACGAGAAGAGGGUUCCCGGCAGCUGGAGGAGCAGCAGAAGCUGAUCCAGGAGCAGAUACGGCAGGAACGGGAACAGAGGUUGAGAGGAAAAGCAGAGAAUACGGAAGGCACAGGAACCCCCAAACUCAAGCUGAAGUGGAAGUGCAAGAAGGAGGACGAGUCCCGAGGCGGCUACUCCAAAGACGUGCUCCUGCAGCUCUUCCAGAAGUAUGGUGAGGUGCUCAACCUGGUGCUCUCCAGGAAGAAGCCCGGCGCGGCGGUGGUGGAGUUUGCAGCGGUCAAAGCUGCGGAGCUGGCUGUUCAGAAUGAGGUGGGGCUGGUUGAUAACCCCCUGAAGAUUUCCUGGUUGGAAGGACGGCCCCAGGGCACAGGGGGCCGCAGCCACCCAGGACUGUCACAGAGUCCAGUGAGACGGGCGAUGGUUGUGUUGACUCUUGUUAAAAGAGAAAGAAGGAAAAAUGACGUUGGGGCUGACGAGUGACCUCCUCCCACUACACAAAGGUGACAAGAUCACCGUUCUCGGUAUUGACAGCCAAUUUCUAUCGACCCUUGUCAACCCUAACACCACUUGGUCUCCCUUCGGCACUCUACUUCUCGGCUGGGCUCGAGACUUCACCGCAGUGGUCACACUGAACCCACGAUGGUGGGGUUUAUUAGAGAAGUUCACUGACUACAAGCCAGGUGAGAAAUGAGCAGUUGCAAGUGGGCAAUCAGGACCAUCUCUUCUCUGCUGUGCCUACAGACAGGCCUCUCUCUGGCCCUCGGCCUCCUCCUUGGUUGAGCAGGGUUCCAAAGCUCUUUGUGCACUGCCAAUAGACGUUCAAAGGGCAUGCUACUCAGCCAUGAGCCUCAGCCCAGAGAUGCUCAGCUCUAGCUGUGAGGGUCCGCAAACCUAGCUUCCCACUAAGCCAACCUCCUUAGUGGGAACACUCCAUCCCACAAGCCAACCUCCUUCCCAGAGACACUCAGCUGUACUUGGUGCUGUGGAAAGCCCACCACUAUCUCAAACUCUGGCUCUUGGUGCUGCUGCUGCCCGCACCCUGCUGUCAGCCAUCUGUUGGAUCAGAAGGGUUCAGUGGCUUGGAGCUUAGGGUUCAAAGGAUGCACUCUGCUCCUGCUCAUGCCUCCCUUUGCUGGUAGUGAAACAUCCCCCCUUGGUUUGGGAUGGCAGUACCGAGCAGGAGGGCAAUCCCAAUGAACCCUGGUAACGAUCAGACACAGCCAAAGGCAAUCAGUGUCUGGUCCCAUCAGGAGGGAGGUAGACUGGCUAGAAGAGCCACCUCAGAGAAGUCACUUCCCUGCCGCUGCCUUUCCUUUUGGAGACUUCUUACCUCAGCUCCAGGUGAGUUCUCCUGGCCCCCAGGUGACCUGGUUGUAGUGUGAGGCAUUUAUGCUUAGAGCCCCAUGCUACAAGAAAACAGCAGGAGACUAGAGCAGCCUCUUCCUUCCCCACCACUUCGUUUUUUCCCGGAUCAUGUCUGUGGCCACACCAGACAGGGAUGGCCUGUCAAGAGGCAAUACAUCCUCUUUAGAAAGACCGCUGGCCGCCCAGCAGACUGGGCUACUGCCAGCCCAACGGCAGGGUGCCCAACUUGUGGUCAAGAGUAGGCUGAAAUGUGCCCAACCCAAGUGCAUAGUUCUCACUGCACCACGAAGACUGUUCAGUCCUUCCCAUGGCCUGGGAAGUAUGAUGGGCUACCUGGCUCCUGGCCACACCGGUCCCUGCUUUGAUGGGAUAGGAAACUUUGGGGCAAGAGGUAGAACUCUGUGAAA
Echinops telfairi (small Madagascar hedgehog) is the source of this 2226-nucleotide messenger RNA. It is a transcript of the gene DNAJC17, whose product is annotated as DnaJ heat shock protein family (Hsp40) member C17. Gene Ontology annotation, molecular function: RNA binding. NCBI's taxonomy places the organism in Eukaryota, Metazoa, Chordata, Mammalia, Afrosoricida, Tenrecidae. The record is from RefSeq and is a predicted model, not a curated record. Gene Ontology annotation, cellular component: spliceosomal complex. Gene Ontology annotation, biological process: spliceosomal complex disassembly. Bases 59 to 934 code for a protein of 291 amino acids. The transcript is spliced from 11 exons.